Molecule: messenger RNA, 2151 nt
Organism: Lodderomyces pseudojiufengensis
Lineage: Eukaryota; Fungi; Ascomycota; Pichiomycetes; Serinales; Debaryomycetaceae
Gene: CRZ1
Product: DNA-binding transcription factor
Exons: 1
Coding region: 1-2151 (716 amino acids)
Biological process (GO): regulation of transcription by RNA polymerase II
Molecular function (GO): DNA-binding transcription factor activity, RNA polymerase II-specific; RNA polymerase II cis-regulatory region sequence-specific DNA binding
Source: RefSeq, a predicted model, not a curated record
AUGGGAUUAGUUUCAACUAUGUCAAAUGAUCCUAACAACAAACAAGAAGAUGAUGAAAUUUAUAAUGUUUUAAAUAUAUCACCACCUCCAAAUUUUAAUCUAAAUCCUUUUCCAAAUCAGCAAAUGAAUACAAAUUAUAUGAAUUAUGAUACCACAAUAUAUAGUAAAGAUUCUGCAAAUAGUAUUCAAUUUCCUAAUACAUUUUAUGAUAAUGCUGAUACAAAUGAUAUGAGUACUGAAAACUUGAAAAAUUAUGAGAAUAAUAAUUCAACUUACAAUGAUCAAAUGAAUUUUUUCAAAUCUCAAAUUGAUAAUGCAAAUUAUAAUGAUAAUUUUACAAAUAAUAAUUAUAAUGAAAUCAAUAAUAAUGAAAGAAUAUACAUAAAUAAUCAACCCUCAGAAAACUCACAAAUGAAUCAAAAUUUUCCAACAAAUGAUAUGAAUUCACAGUACAAUAAUAAUAAUAUUGAUAAUAUUAAACAAAAUAAUUUUUUACAAGUAAAUCAAGGUAAUGACUUUUUAAGACCUGGUCAUGGUUCAUCUCAAUCUUUAUAUUCAGAUAAUUCAUCACAACCAGCUUCACCUUUUCUUGAUGCUGCAUCUCAAUUCAGUAAUAAUAAUUUAUACCCACCCGAAAUACCCACGGCUUUCUCAGAUGCUGGAUCAAUACAUGGUGGUCAUUCUUCAACAAAUUUAUUAAAUAAUAACAAUAAUGAUUAUUUUGAAAAUGAUCAAAAUUAUUUACAAACCACUGAAAUUGGAUUAGGUGAAUCAGUUAGUUCUUCAAAUUUAGCAUCAAUAACCGAUUCCGGAUAUCAGCAACAACAACCACAAAUACGACAGAUGGGACAACAAUCAAUUGCACCUUAUGAUGAAUUUCAACAAAGUUUAUCUUUUGAUGUAACACCUCAAUUCUCAUUAUUUGAUCAAACUCAAAAUUUUCAACAAGAACAGAUAAACAAUCAACAAAUACAACAACAUCAGCAACAACAACAAUUCCAACAACAUCAUCAAAAACAAGAAGCAAUCAAUCUGAAAGUGGAAAGAAACCAAUAUACAUUCACUAAUCCACAGUUAGGAUUUGAUUUUGAUAUAACAGUUACUCCACCUGCUCAAUCAGAUAAUCAAAACGUCAACAAUAACAAAGUGAAUCUUAAUUCCAAUGGUAAUGAUCAAUUAACUGAAAAUAACUUAUCGACCUAUAACAAUGAGCAAACAAGUCAAGGAUUCAUAAAGCGUGAUUCAUCAGGAAUUGUGAUCUCAAUACAACAAGCACCAGAAGAAAUUGCAGCAAGAACUCCUUCAUUAUUUAGCAAUUCAUCUGCUAAUUCUUCAGUCAACAAUCUUUCUAGACAAAAUAGUAACCAACAAAAUGAAUCAAAAAAUAACAACAACAAUCAACUUCUACCGUCUUCGCCAAAUUCAGCAAAUGAAGACGAAAAAGAUUUAUUAAAUUUAGAUUAUCAAUCUGCAAGAAGAGGUAGAAGAAAAAGUAGAGGUAAGAACUUGAAAUCAACUGAUAGUUUAUCACCAAGACCUAGAUCCAGAUCAUCUAGGUCUAGAAGUACUGCUGGAAGUGUUAGUGGUAAUGAUGAUUACGAAGAUGAAGACGAAGAAGAAGAAGGAACUGAAACCCAAGACUCAACAUCACAAAUUUCAUCAAGAGAAAAAAUGUUAGAAUUAGCAUCACCAAACCAAUCAUCUAAAAGAACUCAAAAACAUCCAAGUGUAUAUGCAUGUCAUUUAUGUGAUAAAAGAUUUACUAGACCAUAUAAUUUAAAAUCUCAUUUAAGAACUCAUACUGAUGAAAGACCUUUCAUUUGUAGUCAAUGUGGUAAAGCAUUUGCAAGACAACAUGAUAGAAAAAGACAUGAAGAUUUACAUAGUGGUGAAAAAAAAUUUCAAUGUAAAGGUUUUUUAAAAAAUGGAGAAAGUUAUGGAUGUGGUAGAAAAUUUGCAAGAGCUGAUGCUUUAAGAAGACAUUUUCAAACUGAAGCUGGUAAAGAAUGUAUUAGGUUGUUAAUUGAAGAAGAAGAAGAGGAAAAAAGAAAUGGUGGUGGUGGUGGAACAAGUAAUGGUGGAAGUAACAAUGGAUUUUUAAGUCCUGAUCUGACUUCUAUACCUCAGGUUGCUAUAUCACCACCCGAAUGA